This is a messenger RNA of Osmerus eperlanus (European smelt), 1937 nucleotides long. RefSeq names its product roundabout homolog 2-like. Gene Ontology annotation, biological process: cell-cell adhesion. Gene Ontology annotation, molecular function: protein binding. Lineage: Eukaryota; Metazoa; Chordata; Actinopteri; Osmeriformes; Osmeridae. The record is from RefSeq and is a predicted model, not a curated record.
UUCUGAGAGAUGAUUUCCGCCAGACCCCCAGUGACGUGGUGGUGGCUGCAGGCGAGCCUGCAGUGAUGGAGUGUGUUCCUCCCAGAGGACACCCUGAACCCACCAUCUCCUGGAAGAGGAACAACGUCCGCGUCAACGACCGCGACGACAGGAUUACCGACAGCCUGACUGAUCGUGGGGGGAAGUUGAUGAUCUCCAACACCAGGAAGUCUGAUGCUGGCAUGUACGUGUGCGUGGGCACCAACAGUGGGGAGAAGGACAGCGACCCUGCCGAGCUGGUGGUGUUUGAGAGGCCAGUGUUCACCAGGCGUCCUAUCAACCAGGUGGUGAUGGCGGAGGAGACGGUGGACUUCCUGUGUGAGGCUCACGGUGACCCCGCCCCCACGCUGCGCUGGAGGAGAGAGGAGGGGGAGUUACCCCGUGGCAGGUCAGAGGUCAGCGAGGGCAGGCUGCGUCUCAGCCAGGUGACUGCGGAGGAUGAGGGCACCUACACCUGCGUGUCUGAGAACAGCGUGGGCAAGACUGAAGCCUCAGGGACACUGCAGGUCCAUGUGCCUCCCCUGAUCGUGGUCCGUCCUCGUGACCAGAUCACAGCCCAGGGUCGGACAGUAACCUUCCUCUGCAGCAUGAAGGGAAACCCUCCGCCGGCCGUGUUCUGGCAGAGGGAAGGCAGCCAGGUCCUGCUGUUCCCCAUCCAGGAAUCAGCCCAGCCCGGCCGGUUCUCCGUGUCCCUGAGCGGGGAGCUGACCAUCAGGGACGUUCGCAGCGAGGACGCCGGCUACUACAUCUGCCAGGCCAUCAGCGUGGCAGGCAGUAUCGUCACCAAGGCCCUGCUGGAGGUGGAGAGCGCACCCUCAGAUCGCGUCCCGCCCAUCAUCCGACAAGGGCCGGCCAAUCAAACUCUGGCUCCGGGAUCCACCGGCCAAUUGCAUUGCCACGUGAUGGGCAACCCCCUACCCAGCGUCCAAUGGGAGAAGGACGGGCAAAGGAUCCUGGGAGAUGACGAACGUAUCAGCCUGAUGGAGAAUGGAACCUUCCAGAUCACCAACCUCCAGGAAACAGACUCGGGGCUGUACACCUGCCUGGCCUCCAGUUCCAGCGGAGAGUCCAGCUGGAGCGGCUCGCUCACCGUCAGAGAGAGUACAGGCGCUUCGGUCGCCCCGGCCAGCGAGCCGUUCCAGCUGCCGGGCCCGCCCCAUAAGCCGGUGGUCACGGACGUGAGUAAGAACAGUGUGACGCUCACCUGGCAGCCCAACGCUCACGAGGGCGGAGCCGCUGUGACGUCGUACAUCAUCGAGGCCUUCAGCCAAUCGGCAGGCAGCACGUGGCAGACGGUGGGGGAGCAGGUCAGGCAGGAGAAACACACCGUCAGCGGUCUGUUCCCCAACACGGUGUACCUGUUCAUCGUCAGGGCGGUCAACGCGUACGGGCUAAGCGACCCCAGCCCCAUCUCCGAGCCCGUCCGCACACAAGAUGUGAGCCCCACGGGGCAAGGUGUGGACCCCCGGCAGGUGCAGAGGGACCUGGGGGAGGUGGCCGUGCAGCUGCUGGAGCCGAUGAUGCUGACGCCUGCUAGCGUGCACGUGACCUGGACGGUGGACCGCCCGUCUCAGUACCUGCAGGGGUACCGGCUGCUCUACCGGGCGGGGGGCGGAGCCUGGCAGCUCCAGGAUGUCAAGUCUCCGUCGGAGCGCAGUGCCGUCAUCUCAGACCUGCUGAGGGGGACCGAGUACCACAUCAAGAUACGGCCGUACUUCGACGAGUUCCAGGGCAAGGACAGCAGACUGCUGCUGGUCCACACCCCGGAGGAAGUCCCCAGCGCCCCUCCCAGAGCCGUCACCGUGGCAACCGUCAAGAUCAGCAACGUGUCCAGCAUCAGCGUGUCGUGGGAACCUCCGCUGACGACCUCGCAGGAGGGAGCCGUCCUGGAGUACAGG